AGAAAAUAUUGACCCAACAAAGUGAGCUUCUAAAGAAGUUGGCCCCUAUUUCAUCCAUUUUCCGACACCAUGCAUGAAAAGAACAAUAAACUUCAUGAUGCUGCCCUGCUAAGAGGAAAUACAGCCCCAGUGAGAAGAAACAGUGUUUUUUACCUGCGGCAGAGCAGAACCGCUCUGACUGGAGCCAACAUGGAGUUGAUACCUAGUAGCUGUUUCCUCUGGCAUUAACUGUCUGUGUGUCAGAGACCUUUCCUCUAUGGCCAGUGAUAGCAGAAACAACAAAAUCCUGCUGGAUCUGGUGCAGCAGCCCGGAAACAACCUAUGUGCUGACUGUGCAGCUCCUGAGCCUGACUGGGCCUCGUACACCCUUGGCGUGUUUGUGUGCCUGAACUGUUCGGGCAUGCACCGCAACCUGUUCACUGUCAGCAAAGUGAAAUCCAUACGACUAGAUUACUGGGAGGAUUCAUUAGUGCAGUUCAUGAAAGAGAGGGGGAAUUCUGCUGCUAGAGCCAUUUUCGAGAAGUGUGUCCCAGCCUUCUAUUACAGACCACAGCAUCACGACUGCAUUGUUCUUAAGGAACAAUGGAUCCGUGCAAAGUAUGAAAGAAGGGAGUUCACUGGAGAAAAAAAUGAUUUUCUGCAAAAUUACACCUUAGAUUUGUUUGAAUCGACACUUUGGAAGAAGGGCAGAGACAACAAGCAGUAUCUCAGAAGAAUCUUUCUGUUGUCACAGAAGGAUUUCACCCUCAGAUACUUCACUAAAGAAGAUUCCAAGGUAGCAAAAGCAGUUAUCAGCAUGAAGGAUCUGAAUGCACAUUUCCAGCCAGAGAAGAUUGGUCAUGCUCAUGGGCUGCAGAUAUCCUAUCUGGAGGAUGAGCGUACCAGGAACCUGUUUGUUUACCAUGAGAAUGGGCAGGUCAUCGUGUCCUUCUUCAAUGCUAUUCGCGCCACACGCCUUGCGUACCUCCUAAAGAAACACCCCACUCUUCGGCAUACUGAUUUAAUACCUCAAAUAACGACACACUGCCUGAUGGAGGGUUAUAUGGAGAAAACCGGCCCAACGCAACGCGAGCCUUUCAAGAAGAGGUGGUUCACUCUGUGCUCAGUGACCAGGAAGCUUCUGUAUUUUAAAUCUCCUCUGGACGCCACAGAUCUGGGCGCUGUCUUCAUUGGAUCCCACGACCACGGCUACUCCGUGUCAGAGAGCAGCGGCCGGUGCACGAGGUCGGGCAGGUGGCGCUGCGGGAUCACGCUGGAAACACCGAGCAGGCAGUUUGUGUUCAUGUGUGAGCAGGAGCAGGAGAGGAGGCAGUGGAUGGAGGCCUUCAGAAAGGUCAUCCUACAGCCCAUGACCCCGGAGGAUUACGCUAAUGAAGCCACUUUGAGGAGAGGGAAAUGACUGGGACAUUUUCACUAAGUGACUGCAGGAGUUACUGCUACUGCUGAGCUGCUGUGGCUUCCUGAGACUGAUGUAGAUCAGAGGCAGCAUCUCUUUUGGUGUUUUAUUGGACUUAGUAAAAGAUGUUUGCAGUAUGCAUUACAUAUUUAAUGGAAGAAAAUGCUGUAUUUAUUGAAUUACUGACUUUAGAUUAAAAAAACAAUUAUAUAAUGAUCACUCCUAGGUUCAAACACCACAUUAACCAUGUUUUGUUGUAGAGUUUUUAUGUAACGUAAUUUGCACAUUUUUUAAAAUGACACUUUUCUUUUUUACUGUCUGUAAUAACUUUUGACCAAAGUGGAAUAAAUAUUCGAUUCCUUUAUAUCCUAAA
Messenger RNA from Fundulus heteroclitus (mummichog), 1769 nucleotides. Its product is annotated as arf-GAP with dual PH domain-containing protein 2. Gene Ontology annotation, biological process: positive regulation of GTPase activity. Gene Ontology annotation, molecular function: GTPase activator activity; phosphatidylinositol bisphosphate binding. The record is from RefSeq and is a predicted model, not a curated record. Lineage: Eukaryota; Metazoa; Chordata; Actinopteri; Cyprinodontiformes; Fundulidae. Gene Ontology annotation, cellular component: intracellular membrane-bounded organelle; plasma membrane. Bases 257 to 1399 code for a protein of 380 amino acids. The transcript is spliced from 12 exons.